Molecule: messenger RNA, 1004 nt
Organism: Microdochium trichocladiopsis
Lineage: Eukaryota; Fungi; Ascomycota; Sordariomycetes; Xylariales; Microdochiaceae
Exons: 2
Coding region: 193-837 (214 amino acids)
Source: RefSeq, a predicted model, not a curated record
GUUGAAUUAGGCCCGCGGAGGCGCAACUCCUGGCCCGGCUGUAUAUAAAAUAUCGGCUGCAGACUCGUCUUCUUGGCCGUCUGGGCAUCAAUCACCACAGUAAUUCCAACCACACUUUUACAACCACAUAUUCCCAGCCAAGACAUCUGCCCAAAUCCAUCCCCUUCCCGACAGAUUCCUACACUACACAACAUGAUGAGAAUCGCCACUGGCCUCGCUGCCCUGGCCUUUGCCUUCAGCGGUGUCGUUGUUGCCCAGCAGGAUGCCGAUCAGUCAGGUCCUUUCUAUCUGCACAUCAAGGGCAGUGGAAGUGAUCUAGAUGGCUAUGUCUCCGCUUGCCACGCCGGAGCCGCCAUCGAGGGUCUCUGCUAUAGCCCUGGCGGCAAGCCCACCGCGGAUAAAGCGGCCUCGUACGAGUACUACUUCAACACGACAGGCUCGCCACAGCUCGACAACGGCUCCCCCGCAGGCAUUCUCUUCUGGCGCCUCCCCGUGCAGAUCAACCCCACGACCCCGUUCGCCGAGCAGCCCAUGACGUUCCAGUACUCGCCGAAUAGCAACGUUGCCGCACCGCUCUUUGGGUUUCAAGACGGCACCUUGGUCGGCUUCGACAAGGAUGACGGCAACAAGCUCUUUACCUACGCCUACGUCGACUCCUCAACAUUCCAGCCCGGCGUCCAGCCUACGACGGGGAGUUACGACUAUAAGAGCUGGUUCGUGUGCUGGCAGUACUUUUCGGGAUACUACUACCAGUCUGUCGGCUUCGCAACGACGCUGCCCCCGAACAACCCGACAUGCCAGGCCGUGGAGAUUGUGCAGGAGUUCGUCAAUUACUGAGGCAACGAAACCGUCGGAGCAUAGGGAGGGAUCUGACAUGGUAUGAGUUCUACCGCCCAUUAUCGCUGGGUCCUCAUGCGCAAACAACUGGUGCGUGAUCCGCUGGGUAUCACAUUGUUCGUCAUGUAGAUAAUGUUAAUGAUAAUUAUUGUUCACUCUCAACUCAU